CUCAGUCACAUUUCCUUUGUCGGCUCGGUCAGUGUUGUGUGUCUUGUGUGGAGUCAGCAGCAGCCCAACUGCAGCAUGAAGACCCACUGGGUGAGCUACGUGUUGGGAUUCCUCUGCGGGCUUGCCGGGGUAACACUCAGCACCUUGCCAGUCUCCCAAGAACCCCUGUCCAUCUCUCUGAUGAGAGUCAACUCCUCUGCUAAGAUCACGUGCUCCACAUCGCUGCCGGGCCCCAUGGGCUUGUCCCUGUUCCAGGCAUUUCCUGAUAAAACCCCUAUUGUGUAUGUGAACAUUGACAAUGGACUAGUGAACAAGGAGACGUAUGCGACUGCUUUUGAAGGCCGUGUUGCCGUAGCUCAGCAGUUUGGGGAGGGACACAGCGUUACCUUUCAGCUCUCUCUGCUGGGACUGGGGGACACCAACCUGUAUCACUGCGACUGGAACUUCUUCAAGUCAAUGGAGAAACUGCUCAGCCCUGGCACCAUUGUGAUCAUCAGGGAGAAAGACCCAAAGGAACAAUGCGGGGACAACAUGUUUGAUUACAUCCUACUUGCCUUGAGCGUGACAGCGUUGUUUGUUGUAGCAAUCCUCUGCAUCGGAGUGCUGAUCGUGAGAUGCAAACGAUUCAAAAGACGCUUCUCUCCAGCUGGUGCUGCAACACCACCCAGGCCCAGCAGGCCUCAGCAUGGCUGUCCCCACCACCAAGUUCAACAUCUGCCGUACUUAAUCACAUCCUUAAACACGGAUUUCCGAGGGAUUCUGUAACGCUGAGAAUUCGAUGUGAUGGCGACGAUGAUAAGAGACUUUGUCUUGUAACAGUUAUGGGCAACUGUCCAGCAGAUUUAGUGAGGGCAAGGUUUUGCAAUGGAUCAUUUGAGUCAGCAGCUCGCAUGGCAGCCUCAACCCAGCAAAGAUGCCUCACGUCUUGCUUUGCUGCUUUCUAUUUCCUUUUAUACAAAAAAAACGUGUUUUCUUUGCAGGAGAGUUAUUGAGCUACCACCACAUCCUGGCUGGUGGGGUGUACAAAUAUGACGCGUGGGAAGAGUUAACAACCCGCGGAGCAAGCGUUUCUGUCAUGCUUUGUGUUUAAUUAAAUGUGUAUUGAUUUGUUGACUUGUGCAGUAUGCUUGAUGUGGUUCCUUUCAAUUUCCUUUGAACUUUCAAACAAAAGACAGUGUUUUGUCAUCACAUUGAAGACAGCUGCUUUGGUAUUCUGUAAUAAAGUCUUUUAUAAAAAGGCAUCUGUAUUAUAUUUUUUUUGUAUUGCUCUAGUCAGACUUCUAGUCUUGAUGCUGUGACUUAGCUAGAACUUUCUUUUAACAGGAGCCUGAAAUACCAGGUGUAGUGCAGUAGCUGGCGCACGUUGUUCCUGCGGAACCUUACGUCGCGAAUGCCUGUUGUUCCACGGGCCGCUGUUGGCGUGACACACGGCGCAGCCUCGAACAUGUCUGUUUAGACGAUAACACCGCAAUUAACUACGAGUCAAAGUUCACACUCGAGAUAAUAAGGACCCGUGCACGCGGGCGACUGUUAGCAUCAGUUAGCUCCGUGCCGGUCCCCUCUCAGCGCAGGUUGACGUUAGCCGACGUUACGUCAGAACACGCAGCCCGGAAAAGAGAGAUGGUUUUCACCUUGGCUCUUGCUCCCAGUCCGGCUCACUGUACUCGUCUCAAAGCAUAGCCAGGAAUGUUGAGCUGAUCAACGAAUGCCAGCAACACAAGGCAGCGGUUUUUAAACUGUUUCUUAAUCUGAAGCCAGGAGACGUGUCUGUAGCACGGGGAGAAAACGAGCGCCCCACAAAAUGCUGUGUUCCGGGUUGAAGCUGUGGAGCUCAGGGAGAAGUGGCGUUAGAUGGAUAAGUGGACUUCGUGAUGGUAGCAGCACGAAGGUGUGUGUUGUGGGAAGCGGGCCGGGAGGUUUCUACACGGCCCAGCAACUCCUCAAGGCACGGCCGGAUGUUGAGGUGGACAUUUAUGAGCGGCUGCCUGUCCCCUUCGGUCUGGUCAGGUUCGGAGUGGCCCCCGAUCACCCAGAAGUCAAGAACGUCAUCAACACGUUCACGCAGACAGCCAGACAGUCGCGCUGCAGCUUCUACGGCAACGUGGCCGUGGGGACGGAUGUGAGCAUGGAGGAGCUGCGGCAAGCCUACCAUGCGGUCGUGCUGAGUUACGGGGCGGAGGGGAACCGGAGCAUCGGGGUGCCUGGAGAAGAGCUGGCCGGCGUGCACGCUGCCAAGGACUUUGUGGGCUGGUACAACGGGCUGCCCAGCUGCCGAGAGCUGGGACCAGACCUGAGCUGUGAAACGGCCGUGAUCCUGGGCCAAGGCAACGUGGCCUUGGAUGUAGCGAGGGUCCUGUUGUCUCCCCUUGACAUUUUAAAGAGGACUGACAUCACCCAGCCUGCCCUAGAAGCCCUGGCCGAGAGCCAGGUCCGAAGGGUGCUGAUAGUUGGCAGGAGAGGACCCACGCAGGUCGCUUGCACAAUCAAGGAGGUCAGAGAAAUGGUGAAUCUGCCAAACACCGGGCCCGAGAUGAUGGCGGCAGAUUUUGAGGGUGUCGCAGAGGCUCUUAAAGAUCUGCCGAGGCCCAGGAAGCGCCUGACGGAGCUGAUGUUGAAGACGGCCCUGGAGACCCCGGGAGCGAAGGAGCAGCAGAGGCGGAACGGGGCCUCCCGCACCUGGGGCUUUCGAUUCUUCCGGAGCCCCGUCGAAAUCCUAGCCGACUCUGAGCGGGGUGGCGUGGCUGGCAUCCGCCUGGCGGUCAACCAGCUGGAGGGCUCGGGCGACGGAGCCCGAGCAGUGCUCACCGGAGAAGUGGAGGAUGUGACCUGUGGCCUGGUCAUCAGCAGUAUAGGCUACAAGAGCCUCCCCAUAGACCCGUCGCUGCCGUUUGACUCCCGCAGGGCCAUCGUGCCAAACGACAUGGGGCGCGUUCAACAGGCUGCAGGUCUCUACUGUAGUGGCUGGCUGAAAACGGGGCCCACGGGCGUGAUAGCUACCACUAUGAACAGUAGCUUCGACACGGCUCGGUCCAUGGUGGAGGACAUGGAAUCGGGAGCGUUGAACGUAUCUGCUGCCAAGCCUGGUUCCCAAAGUGUCCGCGCUCUCCUCGAAAAGAGAGGAGUGAAACCAGUGAAUUUCGUGGACUGGGAGAAGAUUGACCGUGUGGAGGUGAGCAGGGGCGAAGCUGUCGGGAAACCCAGAGAAAAACUUCUGUCCGUGGAGGAAAUGCUGCUAGCGGCUCGAAGUUAACUGAACAAAAGGAACACUGAGUGACUUCUGUAUGAAACAAGUUACCAUACAGAUGAGGAUCAAGGACCAGCAACAAAAGAAAUGGGUCACUCAACGUGGACGUAAAUAAUUUUGUACACUUACAAAGACUGAGUUGUGGCACUCACACCAGACCCUCUAAUGGACACCAACAACGAUGAACUAUUGUGUAUUGCAUUAUACUGUAUGUAUGUGAAAAAGUAAACGCUGGCUGAAUUUUG
Pungitius pungitius (ninespine stickleback) is the source of this 3489-nucleotide messenger RNA. RefSeq names its product ferredoxin reductase (gene fdxr). The transcript has 15 exons. The coding region runs from base 1802 to 3250 and encodes 482 amino acids. Gene Ontology annotation, biological process: ubiquinone biosynthetic process. The record is from RefSeq and is a predicted model, not a curated record. NCBI's taxonomy places the organism in Eukaryota, Metazoa, Chordata, Actinopteri, Perciformes, Gasterosteidae. Gene Ontology annotation, cellular component: mitochondrion.